UUGCCUGGCUGUGUACUAUUGUUGACCAUGAUUUAGGAAAAAUUGCAUAUAAACAGACACAUUGGAUAGAUCCUAAUAAUGAAAGCCAAAUAUGAAAAGAGCUCAAGAAAUGUCUAUAGUUGUGCUACUUGUGAGUCUUCUCUUAUCCUUCCACAUCUCAGAAUGCUCAUUUGUUUUUUUUUUUUGGUGAAUUCAGAAUGCUCAUUUGUAUGCCACCCAAAAGACAAGAAAGCCCUUCUAGAAAUUAAAGCUGAUAUGAAUAAUAACAACGCUUCUACCUUUUCCAAUUGGAACCCGGAAACUGACUGCUGCUUCUGGUCUAACACCGUUUGUGACGAAAACGGUCGGGUGGUCAUGUUUAUAAUUAAUGACGCAGAUGACGUUGUUGGGCGGCUUUCACCCGCCGUUGGUGACCUGCGUUACCUACAAGCUUUAAGGUUGUGGAACCUUCCUAACUUGACCGGGUCUAUUCCUUCCACCAUCGCCAAGCUCACCAGGCUACAAAUAUUUGAGAUCACCUCCAAUAACAUGGAUGGACCAAUUCCUGAUGUAUUUGGACAUCUUAAAAGCCUACAGCAACUUUUUCUGGUCUCUAACAAGUUCUCUGGCUCCAUUCCCUCGUCUUUGUCCCUCCCUUCAAAGCUCGUUUAUCUCGAGCUCUCCGGGAACAAUCUAACUGGUCCAGUUCCAGCGACCUUUGGAUCAUUCAAAUCUAAUCUCACUAGUCUCAAACUAUACGAUAACCAAUUAUCCGGUCCGAUUCCGAAAGCAUUGGGUGCGGCAAAGAUCCAAACACUAGACCUGUCGAACAACCAUCUCUCAGGAGACGCAUCUUUCUUGUUUGGGAGUGAUUUUCUCUAUAAUAUUUCAUUAAGCAAUAAUAAGUUCAAGUUUGAUUUUAGCAAUGUGGACUUGCCCCAAGGUCUAGUUGGUCUUAAUAUUGCCCACAACAAGAUAUAUGGAUCCCUUCCAAAACAGCUCGGCCAAUUGUCGUUGCAGUCUAUUGAUGUGAGCUAUAACAAUUUAUGUGGUAAGAUCCCUACUGGCCGACGGUUAAAGAUGUUCAGCUCUGCCCUCUUUUCCCACAACAAAUGUCUUUGUGGUGUUCCUUUACCCGCUUGCAAGUAAUCGGGUCAACUCGUGGCAAAUGGAAGUUCGAGUAAUGGGUCGUGUUUAUAUUUAUGUUUAUGUUUGUAGCCCUUAUUGGUAAUAACUGUCGAAAUUCUAACUAAUGAGUUAAAAUUCGGUUAUCAAUGUUCAGACAUGGUAGUUUAAUUCUUUUCUUGUUGCUGCGUUCA
Molecule: messenger RNA, 1298 nt
Organism: Spinacia oleracea (spinach)
Lineage: Eukaryota; Viridiplantae; Streptophyta; Magnoliopsida; Caryophyllales; Amaranthaceae
Product: polygalacturonase inhibitor 2-like
Exons: 2
Coding region: 79-1128 (349 amino acids)
Molecular function (GO): protein binding
Source: RefSeq, a predicted model, not a curated record